AAAAUAAGAAAGGAAUUACCUAAUCCAUGGCGGCGAUUUUACGCAAUGAAAGAUAUAGUAAGAGUCAUCAUAUAUUAUCAAUUAAACCUAAUUAAUUUUUCAUAGGCAGCGCUCUUCCUUGCUCAGAAACAAAUCCGCCGCAGCAACCUACAGCACACAAUGGUGACAACAAGGCAAGGCAAAAGGAACUCAUACACAAUCAGAGGCACCGACACGACCGUUACAGUUGGAGACUAUGUUUUGCUACGCCCUACCGAAGGGAACAGACCAACUGUGGCCCGUGUGGAGAAAUUUGAGCAGGAUAACAUGGACAGAAAAAGAGUCCAUGUAAGGAGGUUCUAUCGGCCUGAAGAAACCGUUGGAGGACGCCAAUGUUUUCAUAGAAAUAAGGAGCUGUUUUUGUCCGAUCAUUACGAUGUUCAUAGUGUUGACACAAUUGAAGGGAAGUGUUUUGUGCACGCUUUCGGCAAGAGGCUUGCAUAUGAAACUGCUAACGAUUACUUUUGUAGGUUUCCGCAAUAAUUUGCUACUGGGCGUUUGACACCUACUGCAGAAUAUUGAGUAUUUUAUGAGAUUUUCUGAAAGAAAAACUGUUGAUUAUGAUUUUAUGUUUUGAAGAUUUUGAAAAUGCGAGAUGCCUUAUAACCUGGAUAGGUGAAUUGCAAUGAACGGUGAAUUGAAUUUUGGUUUUGUGUGAA
Molecule: messenger RNA, 698 nt
Organism: Medicago truncatula (barrel medic)
Lineage: Eukaryota; Viridiplantae; Streptophyta; Magnoliopsida; Fabales; Fabaceae
Product: chromatin remodeling protein EBS
Exons: 2
Coding region: 160-522 (120 amino acids)
Molecular function (GO): chromatin binding
Source: RefSeq, a predicted model, not a curated record